Messenger RNA from Harmonia axyridis, 777 nucleotides. Its product is annotated as sensory neuron membrane protein 2-like. The transcript has 4 exons. Gene Ontology annotation, cellular component: cytoplasm; membrane. The coding region runs from base 1 to 588 and encodes 195 amino acids. Gene Ontology annotation, molecular function: scavenger receptor activity. NCBI's taxonomy places the organism in Eukaryota, Metazoa, Arthropoda, Insecta, Coleoptera, Coccinellidae. The record is from RefSeq and is a predicted model, not a curated record.
AUGACGCUCUCCUUCAACACAACUGAAAAGGUGAAAGAAAUCAACGGUUAUAAAUUCACUCUUCUGAAUAAUUCUCUUGAUUCUCCAAAACACAAUUCAGAAAAUUUCUGUUAUUGCAUAAAUCGAACACGUACUAUGGAUGGAAAACACGGUUGUCUAAAAGAUGGCCUUCUUGAUUUGACCAACUGUAUCGGAGCACAAGUUCUGUUAUCCUUCCCUCAUUUGAUGUAUGCUGACAAAGAAUAUCUGGAUAGUGUUGAAGGAUUAUCACCUGACCCAGCUCUACACGAAACUUUUGUCAUCCUAGAACCGACAUCUGGUGUUCCACUGAAAGUAGCUAAACGAGUACAGUUCAACAUGUUUUUGCGUGCCAUUGAAGAUGUUGCUACGCUAGAAAACCUCACCAAUGCCGUAUUACCGUUACUGUGGAUUGAAGAGAGCCUCAUUCUACCAGACAAGUAUACUAAUAAAUUAAAAAAAGAACUACUCAACAAGCUUCUUAUACUGGAAAUUUUCAAAUACACACUUAUCAUCACAGGAUUGGCAGCAGUGUUGAUUCCUGGAUUUGUGUUAAUAUAUUCGCGUUGACAGUUUUAGUUGAAUGUCUGACACAAGCCUAUUCAUCACGAUAUUUAUUUUGAAAUGUUCAUCUAUUUUCAAUUAUCCUAGUUUGUUAAUAUAACGAGCAAUUGCCUUUGAUAUAUUUUGUAUGUACCUAUCAAUGCAACAUAAAUUUUAUUCAUUUUUAUAUCUUUCACAAAUGUCCAGUUGUUAUUA